ACUCUUCUUUGCUUCAAUUCAUUGUCAAAUUUGAGUCGCUAGUGAACCAGUGAGAGAGAAGAGAGAGAAAGUAGAUCGGAACUAGGGUUUUGAAAUGGCGUCGCAGGGAAGGAAGAGGAUCGACGCCGUCGAUUCUCGUGCCGCCUCCGUUCUCGUUCGCUCCAGAGACGGCAGCGCUUUCGCCCGAUGCGAAGAGUGUAACAAGAGUGUUCCUGUUGCACUCAUCAGCAUGCACAGUUGCAGCCUCGAAGCAAAGAUCAAGAUGAAUCUCGAUGCUCAGGUUAUUGAACAGGCUAAUGAAGCCAAGAAGACUGAGAGGAAGAAGCCUAGUUCUAAAGAACCAAAGGCAAAAAGGGCUAAAACUGAGAAGGCGAAGAAGGUCAAGGAUCCUAACCAGCCUAAGCGUCCUCCCACUGCCUUCUUUGUCUUCUUGGAUGAUUUUAGAAAAGAAUUUAAGGAAGCAAAUCCUGGUUCAAAGGAUGUCAAAAGGGUUGGCAAAGAGGGUGGGGAAAAGUGGAGGGCUAUGACUGAUGAAGAGAAGAAGCCUUAUUUGGAAAAAGUUGCUGAGCUCAAGGAAGAAUAUGAGAAGGCUAUGGCAAAUUACAAUGCUGCUGAAGAUGAGGAAAAAGAGGAAGCUGAUAAGGAAGCUGCUCCCACAGAAAUUGAAGAGCUGACAGAUGAUGAGUAGUGGUAGCAUCUUGCCCUGCGUAAAUCUGAUUAGUAUGUGGAAAAGAGCCAUUUAACAUAGUCUAGGGUUGUAAAUUUUGGAACAUGUUUUGAUUGGAUGCGACAAUUUUAAUGGCUUUGGAUCCCUGUGCCUCAUCUUUUUGUACUUCCCUGUUAAAUUCUAAGUUACAUUAUUUUCUACAUGAGGUGCGUUGUUGCCUUGCCCUGCAUUCCUCACUCAUGAAUGUUUGAAUGUGAGUUUCGGCUCCUGCUCAUGUAUGAUUGAUGUAUAUCUUUAUAAAAUUGUGUGUUUGUGUUUAA
This is a messenger RNA of Lotus japonicus, 987 nucleotides long. RefSeq names its product high mobility group B protein 7-like. The transcript is spliced from 7 exons. The coding region runs from base 95 to 688 and encodes 197 amino acids. The record is from RefSeq and is a predicted model, not a curated record. Lineage: Eukaryota; Viridiplantae; Streptophyta; Magnoliopsida; Fabales; Fabaceae.